Molecule: messenger RNA, 2064 nt
Organism: Drosophila hydei
Lineage: Eukaryota; Metazoa; Arthropoda; Insecta; Diptera; Drosophilidae
Exons: 4
Source: RefSeq, a predicted model, not a curated record
CGACGCGACAGUUGCCCAAGCAUCGAGCACGAAGCGAAUCAAAGCAUUAAGAACAGCGAGCGCGCGACCGAACACGUAAAACGCCAAGAGCCAUUAGACAAAAGUAACGGUCCGCACAAGACGCUUAUGCAAAUUGCUCGCGUGCGUGUGCCCGUGCCUGUGUGUGUUUGUUAUUUUUGUUCUUGUGCUCAAAUUGCCGCAAUAAAAGUACAAAAUUAUGUGGCACAAGUGAAAGUGGCCACAUUGAGCGGACACCACAGCAGCAGCCAACGGACACAUAACGACAGCUGAAGCCGCAACAGCAGCUGGGCUAGGGAGGAUUCGGAGUGGGCGUGGCUAGCAGGCGUAAGGGAAGCGGAGGCGCGCCACCAAAUGCUCAUUGAAAUUUACGAUUAUGCUGCGAAAUUAUUAAACAAUAUGACCGCAACAACCGCAAGCAUCAUUAAUAAUCUGGCCAGCGGGUCAGAGGGUCAGAGAGCCGGACGAACGGACAGUCCAAAUCCCACGACGGCCACAAAUCUAACGUCCAAACUGCUGCAGGCGACAACAGGCAAUAUGAAGACGCUGCUGAAUCGCACGCUGGCCACAAUGGGCGGCCAGCGCAGCACAUUGACCACCCUGCUGCUUCAUGGCGGCCUGGGCACAGGCGUGGCCAGCGGGCAGCGGAUCCGGCAGCUGCCCCAUGCCAAUGGCAGCGUGCAUGCCACGGCCAAUGACAGCGACAACCCUGGCCAGGAUAUGUACAAUGCAUUUAAUGUCACGUCGUCGCCGUCGUCGUCGUCAGUCGGUUUCAUCGAGUCCUCGACCACGGCCGCCAGCACAGUGCUGAGCAGCGCCAUCACCAAUCUGCCGGAGACGAGUGGCCCGGCCACCACAUUCCCAGCUCAGACGAUGGCCACCAUCAUUGCGGCCGGCAACAAGAAUCGAGCCACCACCAUCAUCCUAUAUCCAACGGUUUCACCCGAAUCGAUUGUCAUACCCAUCGUUUCGUGCAUCUUUGGCUUUCCGAUAUUGGCGCUGAUUGUGAUCUGCUGCCUGCGACGUCGAGCCAAGUUGGCCCGGGAGCGGGACAGACGGCGCAACUAUGAUAUGCAGGACCACGCUGUCAGCCUGGUCAGAUUUAGUCCAAUUCAUAGGCUUAAUUACCGAUCGUCGCGAGCUAUCAGUUUACGUCCUGAACGAAGCCUAAGCCAGGGCUUCACCUCGGUGGAGCUGGACACAGUGCUGGAGGAGCGCUGCAGCGAUGUGGAGCAGACACAAACCGAAAUCAUAAAUCCCGAAUCGCCUAUGGACACCACCUCCUAUAAGAUGUCCUUCUCUUCGAGCUAACAGUUAGCAGUUGCACAACAGCAGCAGCAGCCGAAGUCGUCGGCAUCGCCGCCAGCGCAGCCGCAGACGGCAGCCAUGGCUAUGCAGCUGCUGCCGCCGCAUUCGACGUCAUCGACGCUGACGCUGACGCCGCCGCUGCGUAAGGCGGGCAGCGUGCGCGAAUCGGUCGAGUCCGCGGCGCUGGCUAAACGUCGCAGUCGGCUGCAGGAGCUUCGCGCUGCGAGUAGCAGCCAGGCCAGCGAAGCGGGCAUCGCGUUCGGCGUCGGCAAGCGAGACUCAAAGCGUCGUCACGGCGCCGGCGCCGACACCAGCAGCAAGAGCUCAACAGCGGCCACCAUGCGCAAGUCGCAGUCGCUGGACGCCGCCGAAAGCUAUUCGCUGGCCAGCAUUCAGUCGCCGCUAUGGGUGACGCUCACCAAUGCACGAACCAUCGAGGAGCUGGCGCAGCAGAAACUGUAAAUAUUUUACAGAAAGCCGAAAGAAAAGAAGAGACAGAAAGAGAGAGAAAAAAACCCCACCAACCAACGAGGCUUGUUGUUGUUGCAGCUGUUAAAUGUUAAUGAGGAGUUACCCACCCCUCCAAUCCAACGGUUUUUCUUAGAGUCCAAAUAGCUGAAUCCACCUUGUAAAUGUAUAAGCAAAUGUAACAGCAUAACAAGUAUUCAACAAUUUACAACAUUAGCAAACGCAUAUACUUAAGCUAAUGACCAAAAUUAGUUCAAAAUAAACGAAAAU